GACAGAAUCACGGAUUAACUUCGCAUCAUUGCAAUCUGAUCUCACAAAACGCCACCGUUUCAUCCCUACAAGGACCUCCUCCUUCAGAGUCGGUGAUAUAAACUACACGAAAUAAAUUGACAUCACAAGACAGAAUCACGGAUUAACUUCGCAUCAUUGCAAUCUGAUCUCACAAAACGCCACCGUUUCAUCCCUACAAGGACCUCCUCCUUCAGAGUCGGUGAAUUCUUAUCCGGAAUUCUAAGCUAUCAGCAUUCUGGGAUAAAUCUUGCUAAACCCCCACGAUGUCGAGCUUUAAUGAAGCGCAGAAGAAAGAGAUCAUCGUCCUUGGGGCGGGUGUAAUUGGUCUGACAACCGCUAUAAAGAUCCUAGAAGACAAAGGCACCGAGUACAAUGUAACAAUUAUUGCUGAGACGUUCCCUACGGAUCCACGGACUAUCAAGUAUACCAGCUUUUGGGCUGGAGCACAAUAUGUCGCUACUCGUACUGAAGAUCUUAAUCUACGACGAAUGGAGCGGGAAAGCUUUGAUGUGGUUUGGGCAAUGUCAGAGCCAGGUUCCGGUGUCGCCGAAGGAUGCUUAUUGAGAUGUACGGAUUAUGCGCAUCUUCCAGAGGAGGAGCGACAUCCAGAUGGCGAAGAUCAUCCAUGUGCGUUCAUGCCUGAUUUCCGCCAACUUCGGCCAGACGAACUCGCUUCUGGCGCCGUUCAAGGCUUUGCGUGCACUGCAGUGACCUUUGACAUACCUCGCUACCUCCCAUACCUCCUCGCGCGGUUUACUUCUGGUGGAGGUUCGAUUAUCCGUGGCAGUGUCGCACACAUACAACAAGUCCUCGAGGGUGGGACUAAGCUAUUCGCCAGUGAAAAUUCAUUGAGAAAGCCUUCGCCACCCGAUGCAGUCAUUCUUUGUGUUGGUCUUGGCGCAAGAUUCCUAGGUGGAGUUGAGGAUAAGGAUGUCAUUCCGGUCAGGGGACAAACAGUGCUUUUGCGAGCGCCAUGGGUACGAACUAUGCCUGUUUUGAGAGACUUGAAGGACGGAGCGAUGCCGCCAUAUGUUAUUCCCAGGAAGGGAGGCGAUGUCAUCGUCGGAGGAACCUAUCACCCUAACGACUGGUAUCCUCAUCCUCGACCAGAAAUCACAGAACGUAUCCUUGCAAGAGGACUGAAACUCUGUCCUGAUCUCGCACCCCCAGAGAUCCGCGCUGAACGCGAACCAACUGUGGACGAUUUGCGUCCGCUAAUAUUGGAUGUCGGUGUGGGCUUUAGACCUUAUCGAAAUGGAGGAGUGAGAGUCGGUGUAGAGUGGAUGGACUCCGAGUCAUCGCCAUUGAAGGAUAAGGGGAAGAAAGUUCCUGUGGUGUUCAAUUAUGGGCAUGGUGGAAAUGGAUAUCAAGCCGCAUGGGGCUCUGCUAUAAUGGCAUUGGAGUACCUGGAAGGUGCGUUGAAGAAUCAGGAAUAAACACAGAAGAGUUGUAGCAUUCUGAUUAGUUGUGGCCACUGAGUAAUUUGUGUGUAUAUUAUAUAGGCAAGCUGGAAGCACAUAUGUCCAUUCGUUAGCUCUGGUUAAAUGAAUACAGGAUAUGCUGAUAGUGAACGCGGAAAAUGAGCGGCAAUAUCAAUUGAUGUGGUUUUUUUUACUCCACAAGCGCCGGCACUCUGCGCCACU
Lentinula edodes (shiitake mushroom) is the source of this 1664-nucleotide messenger RNA. Its product is annotated as D-aspartate oxidase. Gene Ontology annotation, molecular function: FAD binding; D-amino-acid oxidase activity. The record is from RefSeq and is a predicted model, not a curated record. Lineage: Eukaryota; Fungi; Basidiomycota; Agaricomycetes; Agaricales; Omphalotaceae. The transcript has 8 exons. Bases 285 to 1457 code for a protein of 390 amino acids.